AUGUUGACAGCGGGUUUAAAGAGACAGUCGAUUUUCCGUGGAGGCAGAAGUGCAUUGCACAGGAGAGGGUUGUCAGUGGCUCGUGGAUUUGCGAGUGCAGCCAAGGGUAAAAGUGGUGUAGAGGAGUCUGAUGUGGUGGAAGUCCAGUUACCGGAGUCGUCGUUCGAAGGAUACAUGCUGGAUGUACCAGAUUUGACGUACAAGACAACGAAGGGGACGCUAUUGCAGAUGUACAAGGACAUGAUUAUUGUGAGGAGAAUGGAAAUGGCCUGUGACGCAUUGUACAAGGCCAAGAAGAUCAGAGGGUUCUGCCACUUGUCCGUGGGGCAGGAAGCCAUAGCAGUGGGGAUUGAGAACGCAAUUACGAAGCGCGACUCUGUGAUCACGUCGUAUAGAUGUCAUGGAUUCACGUACAUGAGAGGAGCGUCUGUCCAGAGUGUUCUGGCGGAAUUGAUGGGCAAAAGAUCGGGUGUGUCUUAUGGUAAAGGUGGCUCCAUGCACAUGUAUGCUCCAGGAUUCUACGGUGGUAACGGUAUCGUUGGUGCCCAAGUUCCUCUUGGCACCGGGUUGUCGUUUGCUCACCAAUAUAGAAAUGAGGACGCAUGUUCUUUCACUCUGUAUGGUGACGGUGCUUCGAACCAAGGUCAAGUAUUUGAAUCAUUCAAUAUGGCCAAAUUGUGGAAUUUGCCCACCGUUUUCGCCUGUGAAAACAACAAAUACGGUAUGGGUACCUCGGCAUCAAGAUCUUCGGCAAUGACAGAGUAUUUCAAACGUGGUCAGUACAUACCAGGAUUGAAAGUCAAUGGCAUGGAUAUCCUUGCUGUUUAUCAAGCUUCCAGAUUCGCUAAGGAUUGGUGUGUCUCCGGAAACGGGCCACUGGUCUUGGAAUAUGAAACUUACAGAUAUGGUGGUCACUCGAUGUCUGAUCCAGGUACUACUUACAGAACAAGAGAUGAAAUUCAGCAUAUGAGAUCAAAGAACGAUCCAAUCGCUGGUUUGAAAAUGCAUUUGCUUGAACUUGGUAUUGCUACCGAAGAAGAAGUCAAAGCUUAUGAUAAAGCAGCUAGAAAAUAUGUUGACGAGCAAGUUGAAUUAGCAGAUGCAGCACCACCACCAGAAGCAAAAUUAUCUAUCCUUUUCGAAGAUGUUUAUGUCAAGGGUACUGAGACUCCGACUUUAAGAGGUAGAAUUACAGAUGAUACAUGGGAUUUCGAAAAGCAAGGGUUUGCUAACAGAGGUUAG
Messenger RNA from Zygotorulaspora mrakii, 1242 nucleotides. RefSeq names its product pyruvate dehydrogenase (acetyl-transferring) subunit E1 alpha (gene PDA1). The transcript has a single exon. The record is from RefSeq and is a predicted model, not a curated record. Gene Ontology annotation, molecular function: pyruvate dehydrogenase (acetyl-transferring) activity. Bases 1 to 1242 code for a protein of 413 amino acids. Gene Ontology annotation, cellular component: intracellular membrane-bounded organelle. Lineage: Eukaryota; Fungi; Ascomycota; Saccharomycetes; Saccharomycetales; Saccharomycetaceae. Gene Ontology annotation, biological process: pyruvate decarboxylation to acetyl-CoA.